UCCGAAGUGGCCUCUAGUCCUGAACUUGCGACGACGCCCGUUGGCCGAGUCCGCGGUUUCUCUCUCUCUCGCUCUCUCCAUGCACACAGCAUGCCUCUAACCUGCGCCUCAUCGCUCCGCUUAACGUUUGCAGGUAUUCCAAGUCUUUGCGCAUUGGAUCUUAUCACAGCAAGAACGAUUGGGUCUAAGCGACUCCUUUGUUAUCCAUCCACAUCUGCAAAACUAAGUGAAACUAUGGAUAUCAAGACAAAAUCUGGGAAGGAAUGUCUGUCGAAAGGUAGCAAAGUGGAAGCUGAUAUCAUUGGGGAAGAUUUGGCUACAAUUGAAAGAAUGAUGGUUCAGGAACUCCGAUCAAAAUUAAGGAGUGUUGGGGUCGCCACCAAAGGUUGUAAGAGCGAUCUCGUGUCUACCUUGAAGGAUUUCCUAAACAGUAAAGUAGAAGGGAAGGGUUCUCCGGUGCUAGAUGGUCAGCAGUUCUCUGGAACGAAAUCUAAGCGAAGUAAAACAGAUACAUUGAAAAGGAAGACUAAGAGUUCAGCUGUAGAAGAGCAUGCUCAGGAGUUAAACUCAGUUUUGGAGGUCUCUGAAAUUCAAUCUACUAAGAGAAGAGUCAAACAGGUCCAAGUAUCUAAUAACAAUGAGGAAGUCAAAACUACCCUUCUGGCAACGUUGGUGUCGCAUAAGCUAUCUAUCAAAGUUGAUGAAGUUUCAGGAAAAGAACCCUCCCGAAUGAACGGAAAACCACACCCAGAAGAUGCUACUGGAGUUGGAGCUUCUGGUGAGGUUAAUCUCCCCGAUAGACCAAAAGGAACCCUGGACAGUUUUUGCCCACAAGAAGCCACAGAAGGGGUGGAAAGUAUACAAUCCCAGGACUAUGAGGCCUCCACCACUAAGUGGUGAUACAAUAUCUGUGAAGUUAAUGUCAUGGAAUGUCAAUGGGUUAAGAGCUUUACUGAAGCUAGAGGGUUUCUCGGCUCUACAACUUGCACAAAGAGAAGAUUUUGAUGUGUUGUGCUUGCAAGAGACCAAAC
This is a messenger RNA of Rhododendron vialii, 1031 nucleotides long. Its product is annotated as DNA-(apurinic or apyrimidinic site) endonuclease, chloroplastic-like. The record is from RefSeq and is a predicted model, not a curated record. Bases 91 to 900 code for a protein of 269 amino acids. The transcript is spliced from 6 exons. NCBI's taxonomy places the organism in Eukaryota, Viridiplantae, Streptophyta, Magnoliopsida, Ericales, Ericaceae.